ACAGAUGUCCUUCUCAGACUGAUGGACUUUGGGUCGCCUUCGAGGGGAAAGUAGGCCUUGGCGGUCAUCUCCCGCCAUGUCGUUGGCCAUGAAGGCCAGGCAGAAAGUCAAGCGGAAGGCGGCGGCCAAGGACCGGGUCUUUGGGUGUGACCUGGUGGAACAUCUCCAGUCAACUGGGCACGAUGUCCCGCAGGUCCUGAAGAGCUGCACGGAGUUUGUGGAGCAACACGGGGUCGUGGACGGGAUCUACCGGCUCUCCGGGGUCUCCUCCAACAUCCAGAAGCUCAGGCUGGAGUUCGACACGGAUCGGACGCCGGACCUCAACAAGGACGUCUACCUGCAGGACAUCCACUGCGUCAGCUCCCUCUGCAAGGCCUACUUCCGGGAGCUGCCCAACCCGCUCCUCACCUACCAGCUCUACGACAAAUUCGCGGAAGCGGUGGCCAUCCAGUUGGAAGAGGGGCGGCUGGAGAAGAUCAAGGAGGUGUUGAAGGAGCUCCCUCCGCCUCAUUACAGGACCUUGGAGUUCCUCAUGAAGCACCUGGUCCACAUGGCCUCCUUCAGCCCCCAGACCAACAUGCACGUCCGGAACCUGGCCAUUGUCUGGGCUCCCAACCUCCUCAGGUCAAAGGACAUCGAGACAUCCGGUUUCAAUGGCACAGCAGCCUUCAUGGAGGUCCGCAUCCAGUCCAUCGUGGUGGAGUUCAUCCUCACUCACGUUGAGCAGAUCUUCGGAGAUGCUCCUCUCCGCGGGGGCACCCGCGAGUCUCUCAGGAAGUCCCUCCUCCUGAUGGGGCCGUCACUCAAUCUCGUGGAUGAGAAAUGCUGCUUCUCAUACAACGUCCCCACCAUGUUGAACCAAGGGGACGGCCCACCCCAGAUGCGCCCGUAUCACACCAUCAUCGAGCUCAACGACAGCAAAAGGAAAGGCUCCCUCAAAGGGAAGAAAUGGAAGUCCAUCUUCAACCUCGGCCGCUACAGCCAAGACGCCAAGCGGAAAUUCGUCAAGACGGAAGACAAAGAUUAUAAAUCCGGAAAGCUACGGCUGCGGCCAGCAAAAAGCAUGGAUUCGCUCAGCUCCGUUCCGUGCACCGGAGACGACGAGGCUGACCUCGGGAGGAAGAAGUCCCAGAAGAAGCUGCUGACCCUCGGCCGCGAGAGCUUUGACGGCCCGGCCUCGCUGGACAUUGGCUUGCUGUCGUCCGGCGAGUGUCCCGAGAAGGCCAAAGCGGAGAUGGCGGUGGCCAGCAAGUCGGAGGAGGAGGGGGGCGAAUCGGCCGCGGCCAAGUCGGAGCCCACCACCCCCAAAGCCGGACGGUCCAGCCUAGUGGGCAGCUCAAGUCCAGGCCGGUCACCCAAGAGCGGGCGCAACCGGGCCGAGAAGUGCCUGGGUGUCCACAUCUCCGGCCCGCUCUCGGUCACCGUCCCCUUCCACAUCACCUCCAACCUCACCUUGUCCCGACUGACCCGCGGCCUGGAGUGUCCGGCCUUGAGCCACUGCGCAGCCGCCACCGAGGAAGAGCAGCAAGUGUCAUCUCAAGAAGGGUCAUCUAAGGACACCGAGGACAGGAUGACCACGGUGACGGCUGCAGACGAGAACGAGCCUGCAACCGAAACGGGCGACUCGGAGGAGAACCGGAUGUCGCUGGAAGUGCAGGACUCCUUCUCGUUCUUGGACAGCCAAGAGGCCUGGCUGGAAGACCCCCAGAAGAGCCCUUUCAGGGGUCCCGUCAACACGGCCGACCACGGCCUGGACCUUGGUCCUUUGGUGGAGGACGACAUGGGCUCCGGGAUCAUGAACCAGAUCAUCGGAGGCGGCAUGCAGCUGGAGAUGUUCUCGUCUCUUCCGCCGCUGAACUACCUGUCCAUCGAGGAAUGCAUGAACGAGCAUUCGGACGAGGAGGACGACCAAUAUUACCUGGCCAUGAGCUGCCCGGAUGGCAAGGAGGCGGACCCCGAGGAGGUCUACCUGAGUGCUUUCGAUGACCUCAGUCCUUUGGCCAACGCAGCAGAGCGGUCAGACGGGAGGAGAGACGAGGAGGACAGAUCCAGCGGUCUCACUGGAGGUCCACUUCCAGGAGACUCAACCGAUCCUCAUUUCUUUGGACGGAAAACUCCGUCUCACGACUCGCCCGAUUCUCGCCGACAACACGAAUCACACGAUCCGAAUGAGUCAGCCAUUUUGCCGAUGUGUCUUCCGGAACCGACCGAUCCGACCGAGAAAGAGUCAGACGUUUUAUUGACCUUUCUUCCAGAAUCAAUUCCUCCAACUGGGAAAGAGUCAGUUGUUUUCUCAAUGAGUCGUCCGGAAUCAACCUAUCAGUCCGGGAAAGAGCCAGCGGUAUCUCCAAAUCCGAAUGGUCGUUUACACGAAUCCACAAAGCUCGAGAAAGAAAGUUUCGUCUUGGAAUCAAGAAAUGGAGACGACUUAGAGAUGGAGACAACUCAGCGAGCCUUGAGGGAAUGUCUCCCAAAACCUACGGGUCUGGAGAUGUCUUCUCCAAGCCUUGAAGACGAGUGGCAGCUCAGAUCUCAAAACGAGAAGACGGACCUCACUAAAAGUUCUGACCGCUAUAUGGAGCUUGAUGAGAUGAAUCUACUGUGGAUUGAAGACUUGGACCCGUCUCUUGUGGAACAUCUCACCACAUUUGGUAGUCAUCUAUCUUCUUCGUUGGGCCAAAGUUCUGGAGAUCAUUCUUCAGCUCCUGAUGAUGUUUACUUACAAGGUUGUUCCAUAGAACCUGACGUCGUAUCACUUGAGGUUCUUCUCCCAGAGACUCGUCAUGAAGCUCCAAAGGUCUCCGAGACCGAGCUUUCCGAUGGAAGCGUCCACAUGAGGUUGACCUCCAGCACCGUCCGUGUCCUGCAAGCCAAGUCCUUCCCCGUCAUCCCACCGAAGCCCCAGUUUGCGAGGAUCCCGCCAUCAACGCCCACAAUCCUCACCGAAAACGGGUCAACUCUUCCCAUCAGUUUUGAUGCUCGUUGUAUCGUGAAGAAUGACGUCAACAACUCGGAGGAGGAAUCAUUCGGGUUCGUUCCGGACUCGUUCGAGCCGCCCGCAACUUCGGCUCGCUUCCAGAAGCAAAGGAACUCAAUGCCGGGAAGUUUGGAGACAUACGGCAGUGGUGAGGCGGAGAUCCGAAAAGGAAACGACGCAGAGCUAUCGAUGGAAAAAUACAAUCUUUGGGCCAAAGUUUAUGAUGGAGAAGACCUCCACCCGUCGAAGUCCUUUAUGGAACGUUAUGGACCUCAAAGAAGGACAAGUGAGCCUUCUCCAGACCCCAUAGAAAGUCAACAAAAAGCUGAUCGGACAACGGAUCCCUCUUCAAAGCCUAAAGAAGGUCUCAGCUCUGCAUGGAAGCACCAUGGGACAACGGAUCCCUCUCAAAACCCUAUAGAAGGUCAUCAGAGAGUUGAUGGGACAACGGAUCCUUCUCAAAACCCUAUAGAAGGUCUCAGCUCUGCAUGGAAGCAUCAUGAAGCAACGGAUCCUUCUCCAAAGCCUAUAGAAGGUCAACAGAGAGUUGAUGGGACAACGGAUCCUUCUCCAAAGCCUAUAGAAGGUCUCAGCUCUAUGUCAAAACAUCAUGGUACAAUGGAUCCUUGUCGAUACCCUAUAGAAGGUCAACAGAGAGCUGAUGAAACAAUGGAUCCUUCUCGAAACCUUAUAGAAGGUCAACGAAGAGCUGAUGGGUCAACAGAUCCUUCUCCAAAGCCUACAGAAGGUCAACAGAGAGCUGAUGGGUCAACAGAUACUUCUCAAAAGCCUAGAGAAGGUCAAUGGAGAGCUGAUGGGACAAUGGAUCCUUCUCCAAAGCCUACAGAAGGUCAAUGGAGAGCUGAUGGGUCAACAGAUCCUUCUCCAAAGCCUACAGAAGGUCAACAGAGAGCUGAUGGGACAACGGAUGCUUCUCCAAAGCCUAGAGAAGGUCAAUGGAAAGCUGAUGGGUCAACAGAUCCUUCUCAAAACCCUACAGAAGGUCAACGGAGAGCUGAUGGGACAACGGAUCCUUCUCCAAAGCCUACUAAAGGUCAACGGACAGCUGAUGGGUCAACAGAUCCUUCUCCAAAGCCUAUAGAAGAUCAACAAAGAGCUGAGGCCACCCCGCCAAAGCGAGCACAAUGGCGCAACCAGGGUGGGAGCAUGUCCUUUGAUGAGGCGGUGGCCUUGGCCAAGGAACGGCAAGGUGUCCAGGCCGCAAUGCGGAGGAUGAAGACCUCCGGCUGUGGAGAGGACGGGGCGGAGAAGAAGGCGGCCACAACGCUGCAGCGCAAGCCGGCCCUCAAGCUGUCCCGACCCCAGAGCUGCGUGGGUCUUGUCGAUGGCCACCUUGGGGUCAGGCUGGUCUUGCCGGACGGUCAAGCGACGUUUGACCCUGAAGGUGGUCCUCCGAAGGGCAGGAGGGGCUCGGCAAAGGGGAGGCGCUUGUCUCUGUCGGAAGAGGUGCUGUGAGACCCAAUACGAUCCGGACUCGGAAGAGAACCCCAAUAUGAUCCAGACUCUUCAUUGCAACCAUUCGAUCCAUCCCUAAAAGGCCUCUCAGGAGAAAUAUAGAGGCUCAGCCGUGUCUCACGCUCUUGGGAAGAGGCCCCGCCCCCAACCUUAGCCCCGCCCUUUAGUCCUAAAAGGCCUCUCAGGAGAAAUAUAGAGGCUCAGCCCUGUCUCAGGCUCUUGGGAAGAGGCCCCGCCCCCAACCCUAGCCCCGCCCUUUAGUCCUAAAAGGCCUCUCAGGAGAAAUAUAGAGGCUCAGCCCUGUCUCAGACUCUUGGGAAGAGGCCCCGCCCCCAACCCUAGCCCCGCCCUUUAGUCCUAAAAGGCCUCUCAGGAGAAAUAUAGAGGCUCAGCCGUGUCUCACGCUCUUGGGAAGAGGCCCCGCCCCCAACCUUAGCCCCGCCCUUUAGUCCUAAAAGGCCUCUCAGGAGAAAUAUAGAGGCUCAGCCCUGUCUCACGCUCUUGGGAAGAGGCCCCGCCCCCAACCUUAGCCCCGCCCUUUAGUCCUAAAAGGCCUCUCAGGAGAAAUAUAGAGGCUCAGCCCUAUCUCAUGCUCUUGGGAAGAGGCCCCGCCCCCAACCCUAGCCCCGCCCUUUAGUCCUAAAAGGCCUCUCAGGAGAAAUAUAGAGGCUCAGCCCUGUCUCAUGCUCUUGGGAAGAGGCCCUGCCCCACCCCUAGCCCCGCCCUUUAGUCCUAAAAGGCCUCUCAGGAGAAAUAUAGAGGCUCAGCCCUGUCUCAUGCUCUUGGAAGGAGGCCCCGCCCCCACCCCUAGCCCCGCCCUUUAGUCCUAAAAGGCCUCUCAGAAGAAAUAUAGAGGCUCAGCCCUGUCUCAUGCUCUUGGGAAGAGGCCCCGCCCCCACCCCUAGCCCCGCCCUUUAGUCCUAAAAGGCCUCUCAGGAGAAAUAUAGAGGCUCAGCCCUGUCUCAGGCUCUUGGAAGGAGGCCCCGCCCCCACCCCUAGCCCCGCCCUUUAGUCCUAAAAGGCCUCUCAGGAGAAAUAUAGAGGCUCAGCCCUGUCUCACGCUCUUGGGAAGAGGCCCCGCCCCCAACC
This is a messenger RNA of Anolis carolinensis (green anole), 5542 nucleotides long. It is a transcript of the gene arhgap30, whose product is annotated as Rho GTPase activating protein 30. The coding region runs from base 77 to 4453 and encodes 1458 amino acids. Gene Ontology annotation, biological process: small GTPase-mediated signal transduction. Lineage: Eukaryota; Metazoa; Chordata; Lepidosauria; Squamata; Anolidae. Gene Ontology annotation, molecular function: GTPase activator activity. The record is from RefSeq and is a predicted model, not a curated record. The transcript is spliced from 12 exons.